AUGAUGAGAGGAACAAAUUUGCAACAACAAGAAGCAACUUCAUCAUCAGCAACAACAGAGGAUAUUUCCACAAGUACUAUUGUUAAUAAUCAACAAGAUGGAGGAAUUGCUACUCAAGAAAAGAAAUGGACUAGUGGAAAUACUUCUAUUGAUUUUUCCAAAGUUGAACUUUAUUAUGACCAAGUUUCAUCAUGGCAAUUAUUGAAAACCUAUACUGCUUUAACAAGUUGCAGAUUGCCAGGUGUUAGAACUAUUGGUGCUGAAAUUCUUGAGAAAGGAGGACCUGUUGUUUCUCAAGCUGUUAAAUAUUCUUAUUUCCAAUAUUUCUGUGGAGGUGAAACUUUACCAAAAACCAAAAAGGCCAUUGUGGAUGUAACUCAAAACAAAAAAAUGCAUUGUAUCUUGGAUUAUAGUGUUGAAGGUCCAGUUCAACCAUUGGAAACUUCUGUUAUUAAUGUAGAUAGCUCAGAAGUUGUUGAAGAUUCUAUUUGCAAAGUAAUUGCUGAAUCAAUUGAAUUUAUGGGAGAACAAAAUAGAGCCAUGAAGAGAGAUGGUAUUAAUGAGCCACUGCCUUGUCCAUUUGGUGUUGUAAAAGUUACUGGUAUCUCUAGUUGUAUCCUUUUGGAAAGAUUGAGUAAGAUUUUAUGUUAUGUUCAAUUAUUCCCAGAAUCUGAACAUGCCAAGAAAUUGCUCAAUACUAAUAUUUAUUUCUUUGGAGAUAUUGCCUCUGAUGUCAGCACUUUUGAUUUAAUGAAAGAAUAUACUGUCAAGCAAUAUCCUAGAACUGUUGCAUUUAACUUGAAUGAAAACACACCGCCGGAACCUCUCUCUCAAGUUGAAUUAACAAAAUUGGGUAGAGUUAUUCAAAGACUCACAAUGCUCUGUGAUGCUUGCGUCAAGAAUGGAAUGAGUUUGUUGGUUGAUGCUGAACAAACUUAUUAUCAAGCUGCAAUUGAUCAAUUGUACAUGAUGAUGAGCAUCAAGUAUAAUAAUAAGGAAAUUUUGAAGAAUAGACAAACACCAGUUGUUUAUAAUACCUAUCAAAUGUAUCUUAAGGAUGCUCUCCAUAGAUUACAAUUCGAUUAUCACUUUUUAACUCAAAACGGAUUACAUCAUGGUUCAAAGCUCGUUAGAGGUGCUUAUAUGAAAUCUGAAACAAUUAGAUCUAACGAAAUGGGUAUACCAUAUCCUUUCCAACAAACACUGUUGGAAACUCACGUCAACUAUGUUAGAGGAGUUGAAUUUUGUCUCGAUAAUUUAUAUAGUGAAGGAAAUAUUGGUGUCCUCAUUUGUUCACACAACCAAGACACUUUGGGAAUGAGUAGUAGAUUGUUAACUGAAAAGUAUGGAUUUGAAAAGAAGGAUCCACGUGUUAUGUUUGCUCAACUUUAUGGUAUGGGUGAUAAUUUAUCUCAUGCUUUGGUUUAUCACGGAUAUAAUGUUGGAAAAUAUGUUCCAUUUGGUAGUGUUACUGAUGUUAUGCCAUACUUGGCUAGAAGACUCAUUGAAAAUGGAGAUAUGUUGAGUGGAUCUACUGUUGAAACUCAAAGAAUUAGAUCUGAAAUUGUUCGUCGUGCCGCCAUCUAUUCCAAAGCAGUUUAUUCCAAGAUUGUUCAAUUUAUGGAGGAAAGAAAGAACCAAUCAUCACCCCCACCUACUGCAACUGCUUCCCAAUAA
Naegleria gruberi is the source of this 1677-nucleotide messenger RNA. RefSeq lists its product as uncharacterized. The transcript has a single exon. Gene Ontology annotation, cellular component: mitochondrion. NCBI's taxonomy places the organism in Eukaryota, Heterolobosea, Eutetramitea, Acrasida, Naegleriidae. Bases 1 to 1677 code for a protein of 558 amino acids. Gene Ontology annotation, molecular function: FAD binding; proline dehydrogenase activity. The record is from RefSeq and is a predicted model, not a curated record.